Molecule: messenger RNA, 672 nt
Organism: Notodromas monacha
Lineage: Eukaryota; Metazoa; Arthropoda; Ostracoda; Podocopida; Cyprididae
Source: the annotation of a GenBank genome assembly
AUGGCGAUCAAUAAGGAUUUUGUUGAUCCUGCUCCUUGGACCGAGCCGUUGGAUGCUCAGCAAUACGGAAAUGCCUGUUACAGCGCCGGAGGAGCAGUGAACCCAGCGGAGGACUGUCUACUCGUCAAUGUCUGGACAUCCAACUUGAAUCCCAAUCAGAAAGUUCCUGUCCUGGUUUACAUCCACGGAGGCGGUUACGUUUUCGGCGACGGAAACGUCGACCCUUGGUAUUUUAUCGACAGGGAGGAAAUUGUCUUCGUGUCUUUCAACUAUCGUCUAGGAUCCUUGGGUGAGUCGGAAAUUUCUACAUCCACGGAGGCGAAUCGAUAUUCGCUACCAUUCGUUUUUGUGCCGGUGGAGAACGAUGGAGAUAUUUUCAAAGGAACGAAAGAGCAGAUUUUGUCAUCUGGCAGCUUUUUGCAAAUCCCUUGGCUGGCUGGUAAUGCGAGGGACGAGGGCUCAUUAAUCGUCGGAGAUUCUCUCUCCAGUCAAAGUGCCAUGGAUUAUUUGAGCCUAAAUUGGCAGGAUCUGUGCCCUGGGGUCAUGGAUUUGAGUGGAAUUAUCGACUCCGCAGAAGUGACGAGACUUUGCGAAGAAAUCGCUUUCCAUUACAUGGGGAAUGAGCAGAUAUCGUUCGACAAUUACUACAAUUACUUGCAGGUUUCCGAACUC